Messenger RNA from Peromyscus maniculatus bairdii (prairie deer mouse), 5234 nucleotides. It is a transcript of the gene Ammecr1, whose product is annotated as AMMECR nuclear protein 1. The record is from RefSeq and is a predicted model, not a curated record. NCBI's taxonomy places the organism in Eukaryota, Metazoa, Chordata, Mammalia, Rodentia, Cricetidae. Gene Ontology annotation, cellular component: nucleus.
AGCGCUGCGUGGGGGAGACUGUUCCAAGAUGGCGGCGGGUUGCUGUGGGGUGAAGAAGCAGAAACUGUCCAGUUCGCCCCCCUCUGGCUCGGGCGGCGGUGGUGGCGCCUCCUCCUCCUCCCACUGCAGCGGGGAGAGCCAGUGCCGAGCCGGGGAGCUGGGACUAGGAGGCGCCGGGACGCGGCUCAACGGGCUGGGCGGGCUGAGCGGCGGCGGCGGCGGCGGCGGCUGUACCCUCUCUCCCCCCCAGGGCUGCGGCGGCGGCGGCGGCAGCGGCGGCGGGGGCAUCUCGCUGUCUCCACCUCUGAGCUGCGGAGUGGGAACCCUACUUUCUACUCCGGCCGCCGCCACCGCCUCCUCGCCGUCCUCCUCGUCCUCAUCCCCGGGCUCCCGGAAGAUGGUGGUGUCAGCGGAGAUGUGCUGCUUUUGCUUCGAUGUGCUCUACUGUCACCUGUAUGGAUAUCAGCAGCCCCGGACCCCCCGCUUCACCAACGAGCCCUACCCACUGUUUGUAACAUGGAAGAUUGGUCGAGACAAAAGAUUGCGUGGAUGCAUAGGUACUUUUUCUGCCAUGAAUUUGCAUUCAGGACUCAGGGAGUACACACUUACCAGUGCCCUUAAAGACAGCCGUUUUCCACCAAUGACAAGGGAUGAGCUGCCACGGCUUUUCUGUUCGGUGUCUCUGCUCACUAACUUUGAGGAUGUCUGUGACUAUUUGGACUGGGAGGUGGGUGUGCAUGGCAUUAGAAUAGAAUUCAUCAAUGAAAAAGGAUCAAAACGCACCGCCACCUACCUACCGGAGGUUGCAAAGGAGCAAGGAUGGGACCAUAUUCAGACCAUAGAUUCCUUACUGAGGAAAGGAGGAUACAAAGCUCCGAUUACUAAUGAAUUCAGGAAAACCAUAAAGCUGACCAGGUACCGUAGUGAAAAGAUGACCUUGAGUUAUGCUGAAUACCUUGCUCAUCGCCAGCAUCAUCACUUCCAAAAUGGCAUCGGGCAUCCCCUUCCGCCAUACAACCAUUAUUCCUGACACUGAGCCGCACAACCAGUCACUGGGCCUCUCUGCAGACCUCUUCCCAGGAGACCCUACACCUUCUUGGUCUAGCUAUCUCUUUUACUGUACCAUUUUAUGAUGAUAGUUUCCGUUGCCAUGGUGAAGCUUCGACAUUGUCAGUUAAGACCAUCAUGGUAACGGGUAGGAAAAUGGCAUUUGUUAAGAAGAUCUUGUUAUUAUUUUAGAUCAUUGAUUUUUUUUUUUUUUUGCAGCACAUACAGCUUUUGGAGUUUUCUUUCCUUACAAUAUUAGGUAUAUUUUUGCUUUGCUAUCUCAGUCAGGUUUCUGUCUUUCUAUCCCUUUUCUUUUUCCUGCUUCCUCCUCCCUUUUGACUGUGGAUGGAAGAAAGUAUGCAGUUUUUGAGGAUUUAUUAGGUUUGUCUUUAGUAUUCCUCAGUAAGAUAGUCAUUUUUUGAUAGCUGAGUUGGGGAUUAAUUGAUAAACAAAUUCAGGUAUUUGUAUAUUACUCUUGAAUUUGCCUAAAAUUCUCUUUGCUAUGGUAGCUUUGUAUUUGGGUCAAGUACAUGUUUUUCCCAUGGUUAAACUAAAUGAGCUUUAGUUUAAGUAAUGAACAUUCAAAGGUCCAUGAUAGGGCUUGUCACAGAGAGCAAAAAUCCAUUGACACCUUCUGUGCUGGUUAUCGUAGAAGAGACAGCUCAUGGAGUUAUAGAAUCCAUUUACAAUCUAAAACGCUGUUUUAGAAAAGUAUAAGCUACCUUUCAAAUGAGCUGCAGAAUUCAUUUGGAAAGGCAGCAAAUAUUAGGAAGAGAUGAGAUGCAGAUUUAGUGCCUUUGAGAAGACUGUAAGUCAAAUUAAGAGGGGUUUUGAAAAGGCAAUUUAGAGAAAUAUUCUUGUAAAAUUUUAUUGUUUCUAUAUAAGAAACAACAGAUUACAAAAAGUCCUUACUCCAAAGUAUUUUUUUAGGUGAAAAAAUUAUUUUGAGCAAAUAACCAAAAAGACACUUGUCUAUUUUGUAUUAAUUUAAAUUUGUUAGCUUUAGGUUUCAAUGAGUCAUAAUUGGUCAGAGACAACUUUAGCUACUAUCUAAGACAUGAUAAAGAUAAUCUAGUGAAACAAAAGUUCAUAUAUACUAUGAUUUCAAAUUUGUCUAUCAUGGAGACAAUGCUGAGUUUCAGAGAUACUAUAAAGAGUUUGAAUCUCUUUCUGCACUACAUACUUUUGAUAGAAACACAUUUCUAUGUUGACAGAUAUUAUGUUGGACCUGUGAAGAUGGCAUUCAGAUAUAUUAAUUAGAGCCCAGCUCAUUUGCAGGGCUAUUCUUCCCAUGGCACAAUCAAAGAAAACUUAACUGAUGUCAAUGGGAAGCCCUUAUAUUUAUCCCCAGGAAAACCACAGAUGAUUCUGGCAAAUGAUGACCUUUGUUUAUGGUAGUAUAUAUAUAUAUAUAUAUCUAGAUAUAUAUAUAUUUGGGAAAAUAUAUAAUUUUUUUCAAAUAGAAAGUCAAUAUAACAAGUGGUGAAUGAAAUUAUGCUGUAGAAUGUAUAUUCUAAAACUAUGACAUGCCGCUGAUUAAUGAAAUGGUCAAGCUUAUACAUUUAAUUGCUGUGAUAAAUGACAGACUGGUAGUUUAGAAAAUCAUUUUCUAGUUUGUAAGACAAUUGGAUGAAUUCGCUCAAAGUAUGCAGUUUCAGUUUUUGAUGAGAGUUCUUCGAAGUUUGGUAUUCCUUCAUCCACAGCAUCCAUUGUUGAAGUAACCAUUUUCAGUUAUGAUGCCUUAACUAAGAAGCCAAUUGCUAGCCUGAAAGGCAAUCUCAGUAGCCAAUUCUACUGAAUUCAGAGACUCAUCAAAAAAACGUAAGCUUCUGGGCUUUAGAAUGGGCUUUUAAGUCCUGUUGUUUCUGCUUGGAAGCAUGUUGUGAUAGAUUAGUCUUUCGGUAUAAAAGCAAGCGGCUACCUGAUAUUUUCUUGCCCUUAUAGGGAAAGUGAGCACAAGCUGAAUGGUAUUGUCUGCUGCAAAAAAAUAAAUAAGUAAGUAAAUAAGAGAAAGAAAAAAGUAAGAAACAUACAAAUUGAAGAGAGACAGAAUAGACCAAUAUUGUUGUGAAAUCCAUCUUAUCCAUCAUCUCAUCAUUUCAACAGCUCCUCGUCCGGGGUGAGCUUAUGGCUAGUUUUUUUCUGUUGUUAUUGUUUUUAAAGAGAAGAUCUAUCACAUACAUAUAUGCAUGUAUGUAUACAUAUACUUACACAUGCAUACAUGCAUAUAUGUGUGUUUAUGUAUUUAACGGUGCUAAUCAAUCUUGAGCAGGUCACGUGACUGGUCAUGCGGACUCUAAAAAUCAUAUCAGAGUUUUUAAAAUCCUUGAUAUAUGCAGAUAUUAUACAGAUUUUCUUACCAGUGUAAUAAUGUUAUACUGAAGAAUAACCAUCCUGCAGGCUUCAAAGGACGAGGUCAGCAAUAUUUCCCACCAUGGCUUGGGGAAAAAGGAUAGUUUUGUCUCCUUUUGUAUUCAAGUUGAUGCACAGUGCAUUUUUGUGUCUAAGUAGCUGUUGACUAAAAGACUUUGUAGUGUAAAGGGUGUUAUACAAACUCUAAUGGUGUGCUUCAGACAAACAAAUGCUAGGCCCUUUCACUUUUGAUGUAUAUUACAAAGCUGUUAAAUAUGUGGUUUGAAAUAACUUUGAACAUGUGGAAAUAUGUAGCGUGUGUCUUUAACUCGGACAAAGAUUCUAAUUGCACAAGUUGUGUUCUAGCCAGUUGUGGUUUAUUUGUUCAGAAACACAAAUGUGAAUUGCACUCUUUAUCACCAGAAUAUUGUAUAAGUUCCGUGAUCUUUAAACAGCUCAGAAGUAAUACUUGAACUUCAUUUGAGUAGCACAAAGUUUACAGAUGCCCUUUUAAAUGUUAAUUAGUUCCAAGUUAAGUUUUCCGUUUUUUUUUUUUUUUUUUUGUUGCUGUUGGUUUUUUUUUCUUUCUUUCUUUUUUUUUUUCAAAUGCAACUGGGUAUUUUCUUGGAAAACAGUGUGUAUUUUAUUUUGGUAUGUAGCAAAAGGCUUCCACUUCUGGAAGGUUUUAUUGUUCUUAAACAAGGUCAGCCAGGUACCAGAUUCUAUAAGAACAAUUGCCCCCCCCCCUCAAGUGGCCUUCUGAUUGCACGAAUGUGCAGCUACCCUCUCUAAUCGCCCCCAUCCAGAGGAGGUCAGUGAAAGCAAUGGAGGAAGUGCAAGGCUUGCUCUCUCCCCUCCCCCGCACCUCACCUAGGAUGUCCAGUCCAAUGCAAAUGGUUCCAUUGCACGUCCAGCACACCGGAAGUUUGUAUACUGGCCUCUUUUCCUGUCUUCAAAUGUGCAAGAAUUCGAAACUGUCAUCUGGAAUAGGUUCCAUCUCUUACGUGUGUUAGAUCAAACCAAAGAAGCCCCCAGCCAUGCCCAAAUGCUGCUCCAAAAGCCUGCCUUCCGGUCCUUACAAAAACCUUGCAGGAUUAAAUGUGUUAACUUUUUUAUUUUUGUACAGUUUCUAAGUGAUUUUUUGCUAGUGACGUUAAAAUGAAUUAAGUUUAUUUGAGGAGUGUACGCACCUCCUCCAUUUAAAUAAACUGGUGACUUUCCUUUUAUUUUUUACAAGUGGAAACCCAUUGUGUGCCUCUCGAUUUAAGGGUUUCUGAUUACAUUAUUCUUAAGACCAGCAUUGAUCCUUUAUAUACAAAGAUAUGUUUUCCUUGUUUUUUAUUACAGUUUCAGAAGAAAAUGAACCUUUUAUUUUGCUCCAGACCCAGUAACUGCGCUGGUACAUAGACGCACUGAGAAAAACAAAACAAACAAACAAACAAACAAUACUUUUGUAACCACCUCUGACUGCUUUUGUAUAUCAAAGUUGAUUACUUUUGAGAUAUUUGGAUCUAGUUUCUAAGUUAUUUUAGUGUUUUAUAUGUUCCCCCAAAUUACUUUGAAUCAGUCACCAGCACAAAGAGUUUUUGGUGAUGCAAUGGUGAGACUUGUAAUGAGCAUAAAGCUACCUGGAGUAGCUCUCCCUCCCCUUCUUAGUACCUGGUAUUUUGAUUACAGUGAGACAUCACGGAUUACCUGAAACCCAUUCAUUAUAACUAGGUCCUCCCUCCUUCCACACUGAAUUGCUUACUAGUUUGAAGAAGCUAUUGGAAGUGGGUAUUUUAUAUGACCUGUAUGGCUUUACAAUAUUAAAAAUGAACAAAAAAAGAAAAAAA